UGCUCGCAAGCAAUGAGCACCACCAUGCGCCAACUCGUUUCUGGCCUUGUACUGGUCAUCAUCUGUAGUGGCGUCAAAGCUGGCGACGUCCAUGGAGGGCUGCCUGACGUGCCCCAAGGACUGGAUGGAAUGGGAGGACUGGACAUGCAUUUCGGAGCCAUGGGAGGAGCGGGAGACCCAGGACCAAUGGGAGAGUUAGGACCACAUGGCGGCCCCUAUGACGGCGCAGGCCCGGGUGGCCCUCCUGGUGUUCUCGAUAACCGAGGCUACGGGGAGCCCGAGGCCGGACCCGGUGGCGGCUAUGGUGGCUUUGAUGGCCCAGGCGGACCAGACCAAGGUCCAGGUCCCGACGUCGGCAUGGAACAAGGCGGCCCUGAUCAUGCUGGGCCUAGUGGCAUCGGCGGGCUCAACAGUGCCGCUAGCCACGAAGGACCCUAUGGGUUCGGAGGCCUAGGUGGGCUCGGAAGCCACGGUGGCUUGGGCUUCCUCGGUGGCUUGGGCGGCGCCGGUGGCUUCGAUGGUUUUGGUGGCCUAGGUGGCCAUCGCGGCACUAUCGGCCAAGGUGGACUCGGAGGCGAGCACGGCGCGCACCUUGGUGCUGGUGGAAUUGGUGGACAUGGUGGGGAACUUGGUGGUUUCGCUAGUCAGGGUCAAUUUGGACAAAAUGGAUACAGUGGAAAUGGUUUGCUUGGAGUUAGAGGUAUGGGUGGUAUGGGUGGUUUCGUUGGCCUUGAAAAACAAGGCAUGUCUUUUGGAGCCGGAGGGCCCUCGGAAGGACGGGAUUCAUUUGCUGGUGGAAAUGGGGUCAAUGGACUCGACUCGAGAGGAGGUGCAAACGGUGGUUCCGCUGGUGGAAACAGUGGCUAUGGCGGAAUUGACACUAAAGGUGGUGCAGCAGGUGGACAAAGGGACGGAGGUCAAGGAGGUGCGUAUGGAAGCCAAGAAUACAGGGGAGGUGGAGGCGGUGGUUACAGUGGCACUACCGGUCUUGCUAACGAAGGCGGCGGGCUCGGAGGAGGCUACGGAGGUGAUGGACUCAAAGCCGGUGGAGUUGGCGGCUACGGUGGACUUCGUGGCUACGGGGGAGAGCGCGGAGCUUUAACAGGAGGCUACGGAGACCAACGUGUAAAAGGUGGAGCUGGGGGUUUCGGUGGCCAAGGUGGAUAUAAUGGCGGCGAUGGAGGAUUUGGACAGGGAUACGGAAGCCAAGGAUCCAAGGCAGGUGCAAGUGGCGGCUUCGGUGGAACUGGUGGAUAUGCCAGUGGAGGAGGAAAUAAUGGUGGCGGCUAUGGGGGGCCUGGUGCAUAUGCUGGAGGAAGCGGAGGAGGAGGAGGUGGAGGAGAUGGAGGAGGCGGAGGCCUUGGUGGUGGCUACGGCGGUUCUGGUGGAUAUGCCGGAGGUGGAGGAGCCGGGGGCCUUGGCGGCGGCUACGGCGGUUCUGGUGGAUUUGCCGGAGGAGGUGGAGGAGGCGGAAGCGGAGGCAUUGGUGGUAGCUACGGUGGUUCUGGUGGAUUUGCCGGAGUAGGUGGAGGAGCCGGAGGCAUUGGUGGUAGCUAUGGCGGUUCUGGUGGAUAUGCCGGAGGUGGAGGAGCCGGAGGCCUUGGCGGCGGCUACAGCGGUUCUGGUGGAUUUGCCGGAGGACGUGGAGGAGGUGGAAGCGCAGGCCUUGGUGGCGAUUAUGGUGGUUCUGGCGGAUAUGCUGGAGGAGGAGGUCUUGGCGGCGGCUACGGCGGAUCUGGUGGAUAUGCCGGAGGAGGUGGAGGAGCAGGAGGCGGUGGCCUUGGUGGCGGUUAUGGCAGUUCUGGUGGGUAUGCCGGAGGAGGUGGAGGAGGAGGCAGCGGAUACGCAGGGCCUGGUGGAUAUGCGGGAGAAGGGGGAGGCGAAGGUCUUGGCGGUGGCUACGGUGGUCAAGAUCUCAAAGGAGGUGGAGAUAGUGGUUACCGAGGAUCUGCUAUGCUAUCAUACCAAUAUGGAGGGCUUGGAGGGGGUUACGUUUCAAGUACUGGCACGAAUGGAAAAGGUGCUGCAUUUGGUAGGUCUGGCGGUGGUGGUGGAAGCAAGGGAGAAGGCGGUAGUGGUCGAAAAGGCCGCAGCUUCGAUAACUCUGGAAAAAAGGACAGCAAGGGAGGCAAGAGUCAGAACGACGCUAAAGAAGAUGACGUAAGCGGUGACGUUAGCGGGCUCACAGAAGCAGAGAUAAAGCUCAGGCAAGCGCAAAUAAUACGCCUUGCCCGAUUUACAGCACUUCAAGCGACCGCGCGGAUGUCCGAAGAACUUGGACAAGGCGUCGUUUUCCUGCCAGCUGUUGCAGCAAGCACCGCUGGCGUAGGAGACCUAGGCUCAAGCGCUGUGGGUAUGAAUGGCGCCGGAGUUGGCCUCGCAGGACUCGGCCUUUCUGGCGUUGGAGAUUUCGGUGCAGGCGCAAGUCUUGGUGCUGCGGGUUUUGGUCUCGGUGCCGAAGGCGCGGCUUUUAACGGAGGUGUCGGCCACAAUGGUGGAGCAGCGGGUGUCGUCGCCACUCUGCCUGUUCCUGUAUCGGUGGCUGUGGAGAAGGGAGAAUUCGCCAAGGAGGAGGCCUUGCAGGACCCGUACCAUUAUUACAAGUUCAUGGACAGCAUGCCCACGGCAAAGCACGUCACAUACCCGGUCCUAAAUCUCCAUCACAACUUCGGGCCAGGCGUAUCGGUCAGCCAUUCGGUGAAGCAUGUUGGCAACGGUUUUGUGUAUGGCCAUCCCCACAACAAUGUCCAAGGUGUCGGUGUUGGUCUAGGCAUUAGGAUUCCAAUUUUGGGACUGGGUGUAGAGUACUCCAAAAAGAUCAAGCGGCUUCAUCAUUAGCGAACACUCUAGAUAGGUUCAAUGAACUCCUUGUACAUGACAUCGUCCUAAGCUCAUUUUGCAUCAAAAUAAAUCGCAUUCGCAGCUUUAAUAAAACUGUCUAUCAUACAUAAUAAAAACUUCUAAACUCGAAA
Messenger RNA from Dermacentor silvarum, 2972 nucleotides. RefSeq lists its product as uncharacterized. NCBI's taxonomy places the organism in Eukaryota, Metazoa, Arthropoda, Arachnida, Ixodida, Ixodidae. The coding region runs from base 13 to 2838 and encodes 941 amino acids. The transcript is spliced from 2 exons. The record is from RefSeq and is a predicted model, not a curated record.